ACUUUCGUGCUCUCCCUGAAGGCAAAAAUCAACCCACCUGGCCUAAACCUUCCAAGAGCAGUCCGGGCCCACAAUGUUGCUGGUUUUCCUCUUCGUCUGUGUGGGCUGGCUCACCAUGCCUGGGGACACAGAGGUGGUGACUUCUUUCAAAGAAACCUGCCCCGAGUUUUUCUUCAGGGAAACCCCUCCGAGAAUCGGACACACACACGCAUACAUGGUUCCGAUCUGCCAACGUUACAGAAACCAGUACCGUUACGCCACCUUGUAUGACCAAGCGAACCGCAUCCCCAUCUACUCGGCCUACAUCUACAACCCCGGGACUGCAAAGAGACCCAAUAACUGGAUGGUGGAACCACAGCUGGUUGAUUUAUCAUUGCAACCCGAAAUGGCUUCGGAAGGGUCCCUCCUGAAAAGAUUCCGUGCCACGCAAGCAGAGCUUCGGUACAGCCAGGCCGUCCUGCAAGAUUACAAGAACUUGACCGGCUACAACCGGGGCCACCUUAACCCCAACAGCCACCAACCCGACCUGGACGCCAAAAAGGCCACCUUCACCUUGACCAACAUCGUCCCUCAAUACAUCAAGCUCAACGGCGGCUCCUGGAACAACUACGAGCAGCAGACGAUGCAGAGCAACACCCAAGGGUGCCGGGAAACCUUCGCUGUAGUGGGCGCGGUGCCUGGGAACAACUAUAUCGCUGGGGGGAGGGUGAACAAACCCAGCUACCUCUGGUCCGCGGCCUGCUGUUACGUCAACAACAACCACUUGAGGUCAUGGGCCAUCAUCGCCGCCAACGAUAAGGACAGGGUAGAAGAGCUCACACUGGGGCAGCUUGAGGAGGAACUGGCAGAGCUGUAUCAGGAGGACAGCAUCUCCCUGUUUCACGGUGACUGCCCCCGGUAAUAAGGCAGUGGCUGCAUCUCUCAAGUG
Molecule: messenger RNA, 928 nt
Organism: Heteronotia binoei (common prickly gecko)
Lineage: Eukaryota; Metazoa; Chordata; Lepidosauria; Squamata; Gekkonidae
Product: endonuclease domain-containing 1 protein-like
Exons: 3
Coding region: 74-901 (275 amino acids)
Molecular function (GO): nucleic acid binding; metal ion binding; hydrolase activity
Source: RefSeq, a predicted model, not a curated record